CUCUCUCAUGCUGCCCCUGAUUAGAGGAAUUUCUGCACAAACUUCCUUCCACUCCACAGAGGGUGAACAUAUGUUGCAGACUUAACAGAGAGAGUCAUACAAAGCUGGACUACUUUUUUUGUUCUUGGAUUGCUUCUCUCAAGUCAGGGUCUUCAUGCAUUUGGGUCUUUGCAUCAGGUUAUAUGAAUGUGGAAGUUUGUUUGUGAACUUUGAAGAUAAUUGUAACCACUUGUAGACAUGGAUACUUCCUUUGCUGUGACCAUCCUACUCUCUCUUCAUCUGCACUGCCACCUCCUUGUCUGGGCAGCAAUGGACUCCUGCUAUGAUGAUGAGGGCACCCCAAGCACAUGCAUGCCCAGGUUUGAGAACCUGGCUUUCAAUCGUACUGCGGUGGCAUCAAAUGUGUGCGGCUCCCCACCUGAGGACUACUGCAUGCAGACUGGCUCAACACGCUCGUGCCACUACUGUGACGCAUCAGACCCAGACCUACACCACAAUGCUAGCCUCCUGACAGACUUCCACAGGAGCGAGGAGAACACAUGGUGGCAGAGCCAGUCCAUGUAUUAUGGUAUCCAGCACCCCAAUUCUGUCAACCUCACCCUCCACCUGGGGAAGGCUUUCGAGAUAACCUAUAUACGAUUGAAAUUCUACACCAGCCGGCCGGAGAGCUUCGCCAUCUACAAGCGCACAGAACAGGAUGGGCCCUGGUUGCCUUACCAAUAUUACAGCGCCUCUUGUAAGAAGACCUACGGGAAGGAUUCUAAGGGUUACAUUCGCCCAGGAGAUGAUGAGAGGACUGCUCUGUGUACAGAUGAGUUCAGUGAUAUCUCCCCCCUUACUGGCGGAAACGUGGCUUUUUCCACCCUGGAGGGACGACCCAGUGCAUACAACUUUGACCAAAGCGUGGUGUUGCAGGAAUGGGUGACAGCCACUGACCUCCUCAUCUCUCUGGACAGGCUUAACACCUUUGGAGACGAGUUCUUCAAGGACGCUAAAGUGUUGCGCUCGUACUUCUAUGCCAUCUCUGAUUUCUCCGUGGGUGGCAGAUGUAAGUGUAACGGUCACGCCAGCGAGUGCUUUGAGGGCGAACACGGUGGCCUGGUCUGUGCCUGCGAGCAUCACACAGUGGGAGAUGACUGCCAGAGAUGUCACCCCUUUUACCAGGAUAGACCUUGGUCAAGGGCCUCUGGGGACUCUGCCAACGAGUGUUUAAAGUGUAACUGCAGUGGGAGGUCAGAUGACUGUGCGUUUGACAUGGAGCAGUACCGGAGCACCGGCAGUGGGGGGCGCUGUGUGAACUGCAGAGAUAACACUGAUGGGCCCCAUUGUGAGCGCUGCAGAGAUAACCACUACAGGAGAUCUGCUGAGGAGCCCUGCCUGCCCUGCAACUGCAACAUUAAUGGUUCAGUUAGUCUGCAGUGUGAUGUAGAUGGAAGGUGUGCGUGUCGAGCUGGCGUGACAGGGGAGAAGUGUGACACAUGUCGGGCUGGCUUUCACUCGCUCGGCCCUGGUGGCUGCAGGCCGUGCGAGUGUGACCCCGACGGAAGUGUGGACGACUGCUCUUCUCUGGACGGACGAUGUUACUGCAAGCCAAACGUGGAGGGACAGAGCUGUGACAGAUGCAAGCCAGGGUUUUUCAACCUACAACAAGGAAACCCAGAAGGCUGUCAACCUUGUUUCUGCCAUGGCCAUUCCCUGGCUUGUUCCUCAUCCAAUCACUACGCUGCUGUCAACAUCACUUCUGACUUCAUUGAAGAUCAAGAUGGCUGGUCGGGAGAGUUCUCUGGAGGGCAGGAGUACCCCCUGCUGUGGAAGGAGGGUGAAGUCUUCCUGCUGCCUCUCACUGAGGAAGACAUCGGAUUCUACAAAGCCCCUGAGAAAUUCCUGGGUCACCAAGUCUACAGCUACAACCAGCUCCUCUCCAUCACCUUCACCUCGGAGACUGUCGACCUGCUUCCCAACAACGUCACCUUGCUUCUCCAAGGCUCUGGAAUCACCCUGUCUGCUGACCUUUCACCCCAACCAGUGCUUGACCAUGACCCCAGCCUCUCACCGCGGCACUCCUUUAUUGUCAGGCUUCAUGAAAACGAGAUGCGAUUUAAACCUGCGCCGUCUGCCUUUGAUUUUCAACGUCUCCUGUACAACCUGACAGCCCUCAGCAUCAGCAACGCCGGAGGACACAACUACACAUCCCAGCUCGCGAGGGUGACCCUGACCUCAGCUUUAAUCUCUUCUGCUCCAGCGAGCCCUCCCGCCCCGUGGGUGGAAUCCUGUUCCUGUCCCCCGGGUUUUGCAGGCCAGUUUUGCGAACGCUGUGCCCCAGGAUUCACCCGCGAAGACCCCGGCAGAGGGACUUUCUCGACGUGCGUGCCGUGCAACUGCCAUCGGCAUGGAACCUGUCACCCAGAGACAGGCGUCUGUGAGUGCUCAGACUUCACCGCUGGGAUGACCUGUGAGCGCUGCCUGGAUGGUUACUAUGGCAUCGCUUUGACUGGCACGCCUGGUGAUUGUCAGCCUUGCCCUUGCCCAGACUAUACCAGCUGUGCCCAAAUUGCAGAGACAGGACAGGUGGUCUGUACCAACUGCCCUGCAGGACAGACAGGGAUGCGCUGUCAGAUGUGUGAAGACGGUUACUAUGGUGACCCCCUGGGACAAUAUGGGUCGGCUCGACCGUGCGUGAGAUGCGACUGCAAUGGCAACGUGGACUUCAACGCGGUGGGAAUAUGUGACCGGGCCACUGGCCGAUGUUUGAAAUGCGUGGGACACACAGAGGGGGAACACUGCCAACGCUGCCGGCGGGGUUUCUACGGCGAUGCCCUGCAACAGACAGCUGGCCAGAAGUGCAAGCCGUGCAGCUGUAAUCCUGCCGGAACCUCUGGGCAUGUAAAUGAAUGCCACCCUCAGACAGGAAAUUGUCAGUGCCUCAGUCACGUGACAGGACGGGAUUGCAGUUAUUGUGAAGUUGGCUUCUUCGACCUCCAACCAGGUUUAGGAUGUGAGAGGUGCAAGUGUAAUCCAAUUGGCUCGUCGUCCGUCGGAUGUCAUCCGGCCACAGGGCAGUGUGUGUGUCGUGCAGGAGUGGAGGGGAGACUGUGUGAUACUUGCCGUGUGGGCUUCUUUGGAUUCUCGUCACGAGGUUGCAGAGCCUGUAACUGCGACACAAUGGGCUCGGUUUCCAUGCAGUGUCACAGCAACGGCACCUGCCACUGUCGCGAGGGCUUCGUGGGUUAUAAGUGCGACAAAUGCGAAAUGAACUACUUCUACGACAAAGCCACGCACCAGUGUGAGGAGUGUCCAGUUUGCUAUGGCCUUGUUAAGAAACAGGCAGAAAAGCUGAGGACUCGCCUGCAGGAUUUGGAGAAGCUCUUGGCUCACUUUGAUUGUCGAGGUAGAUUUGGGAAGCAGCACCACCUGCUGAAGUAUCACAUGGCCAGGCUUUAUGAGCAUGAGCACCAGAGGGAGGAUACUCUACCCAAUGCUCUGGAGGAUUUUCUGGCCUUCCAAGAAGCUCGGGAGGCCUUCAUAAAACAGUUUUCCUUGCUGGAAGCUUCUACAGGCACACUCUUAGCCCAGCUGCAUGGCAUUACAUCUACUUUGAACUGCAGCAUCAGCAUGACAGAGGGAGAAAGGAACGAGAGCGGGAAGGAUGAAGGGAGCAAGGGUGUGUGUCAAACCUUCACGGAGACGAUUUCCAUGAUCAGAGCGUCUGAGAAACAGCUAAAGCAGGCAACACUGGACCUGGACAACAUGAUCAUUCCUUUUGAGGCGGCGUCAGGACCGAACAAAUGGAACAUUAUGGUCAAUGACUCACAGGCUCUGAUGAAAAGUCACAGAGAAACGGCAGAUCUCAUCGAGGCCGUAGCCAGCAGGGCGGUAAAAGCCUCAAAGCAGACCUUCGGGUUCCUGAUGGAUCUACUGCAGGACAACUCCACAGAGGAGUACAUCAGGAACCUAACGGAGCAAAUCACACAAAUGCAACAGCAGAAAGAGAACCUGACAGCACAGGUGAACGCUACUGUAGCCAAACACUUGGCCCUGGAGGAGGAAGCUUCUGGUUUAAAGUUUGCCCUUGGUAACAUCACAUCAUCCUUACAUCAGCUGGCUCUGUCGGAUGCCAGCGUAUCAUCAGAGCCUGACCAAACACUGCUCAACCAAAUGCGUCCAAACAACUACACAACAGAGUGGGCCGAGGACCUGAUGAAACAGACAGAAGAGCUGGACCGGCAAAUUCAGACCAAAGACAAUCUCAUCAGUAAGAUGGGAGAGGAGAUGGAGCCUCUAAAACAGACUGCCAAUAAGAAACUGGAAAUGGUGGAUGAUGUCAGUGAGCUGCAAGCUCGUGUUCAAGGAGCGAAGGUCACGGCUUUGACGUCCGUGGUGAAAGGGAAGGAGGUGGAAUCGGACGUCAUCACACUGUACAGAGAACUAGAGAAUAUGGCGAUGGAGUGGCCCCGUCGGCAGGUCCAGACCAAGGCUGUGAUGAAGAAGGAAAAGCCCCUGGGGGACAAGGUUCUAGCUGAUGUCAGGAAAAAGGUCUCACAGAUUGAGAAGACACUAAAGCCAGCUCUGGAAAACUCCAGCCUCUCCAACAACAUCACCAAAGAGGCAGAACAAACGGCACAUGCUGUGGCAAAGGAAUCCAAAGCCAUUCUGACACAGGCCAAGCACACCAGAACUGCAUCAGCUCACCUCAGCUCCCAUAUAGACUCUGCAUUACAGCAGCUGGACAAGCAGGAGAGGCUAACUCGCACAAAAAACUCCCAGAUGACCUCAGAGCCUGAGGUGUCCCUGGUCAAAGUAAAGGAAGACAUGGAAGCAGCCAAGCUCCAGUUAAAGGCCUAUUCUCUUACACUAACUGAGCUAAUCAGCAAGAUUGAUGGGAAUGUACCGCUGGAGAGAUUCGACCGAAUCUUGAGCGAGACGGCGCGUCGCCUGAGCAUGCUCCGCGGCAGCGUCGAGAGCCCGGCGCUGGGCUCCAAAAUCCAGAAGCUGCAUUCAGCCGCGAAGGAACAACAGAGCCGGAUGUCCCUCAUUGAACAGGACUUACAGGAGAUCAGGGAGGAGAGAGACAGUCUCAGGGACAUUGCCUUAAACCUGCCUGAGUCCUGUCCCCAGGCCACAGGAGCAGGCAAAGGCUAGACACUGUACAUGGCAGUGAUUAAGUCAUUGAUUAGACAGCUGAAGGUCUGAACUGUGCUCGUGUUUUUAUUCAGCUUCAAAAAAAAAAAAGUCAGCAUUUAAUAUUCUUUCCCCGAGGUACAAUUUAUUCCACCGCCUCGAUACAGUGACACACAUUUCCACCAAAAAGCCGCAGACUUAGUCACUGUCUCUCAUGAUUUAUACCUAAUCUUCCUUUUUUCCUUUUUGUUUUUUUAUUUCACACACAACAUCAGAACUUUAAUUUCACCGUGAAUAAUAACCAGCCGCUCUGAAACUGCUGGAGUGCACUGUCAAGUUUAAAAUAAUGCUGAUUUUCCUUUUUGCGGGGGUAAAAGGUGUGUCUGAGUGCUCCUCCAGACUGACACAUUCAUUUACACUCGAGCUCCUUUUCAUCAGCCCGGCUUAAUUAACAAUUAGUCCUCGUGGCCUCGGCGGAGUUCAGGUCAGGCUUCAACAGCACACACAACCUGUGUUCGGGAUCCUUACCGUUGCCUACCUCUUUUUUUUUUGUUUUCGUGGUUUCUCCCAUUUUUCUUUCCCUCUAGUGUCGCUAUCAAAAUGGUACCUUGUCUUGUGGGGGGGAUCAUGGUUGAUCACACUGUCUGACUCCUGGUGACCAAAAUGGAAAAGUUAAUUAUCUUAUUAUUGAUCAGGACUCAUGAAGUGAUAGUAAAAUGAUGUAAGAGACACGCAUUUCUGUUUUUAUGAAUGCUGAAUAACUGAUCAGGGUUCGGAAUUAGUCAUCUACAUCUGUAACCAUAUACCGAGUAUGUAAGGGCCUCACAUAGAAAGCAUUACACGUUAAAGUAUACUUGAAAGGGUCAUUUUUCAUACUGAAAUGUCUCUAACUUGUAGUCGAUGUUGGUUCAAGGAAUUCUCAGAUAACAAGAACAAUAAAAUAAGUAUUCAAUCCUUGACAUUCAUCUUUCCUUCCUUCCUUCUUUUCUGUCUCAUCUCUCUGUGUGUGUCUCGCUGGGCGUGGCCUCCAAUUUCCCUCUCACCUGCCUGAUUGCCUCACCACCUGUUCCCUCAUUCACGUCCAACUGCUGCAUAAGAUUCAACUUUCCGCACUCCAGGUCGCUCCUUCUCCCCAGCGGUAACAAGCACUACACUGCAACUCUUUACCGAUUGUCACGUCCAGCUUUUUAUUGCUCCCACAACUGCACUCUCCUGGAUUCCUGUCACCGCCACACCGGACACUCCGUCACUGGCUAACCUCGCCUGCACUGCACAUUCCCUUUGUGUCGUAAAUAAACUUUAAUUUAAAGAGAUUCUGGUGUUCUCCUUAACACCUUGUAACUUUGUACAUGAAAGGGAAUGUAGUUUGUAAUUCAUUCGACAUUGUAGCUGUGCGGACAGUUUCUUAAAGGACUAAUUUAAUAUUUUGGGACAUUUAUUUGCAUUUCUUCACCUGAAUAAGGAGAGUCUGUGUCUGUGUGCACUAAAUGUGAUGCUACAGUACCAAAACUCUCAACGAGAAUUUCCUUAGAUGUCAAAAUAUUUCUAAUUCUGAAAUUAAAUUAAAAACACAACGCUUAUAUUCAGGUGAUUAAAGUCCAAAUCAAAAUUCCACAGUCACGUCCUGUCAGUUAUAUGAUGUUUAUUCACUAAAAAGUAACCGCAAACUUCAACAAAAAAUAUCAGAGACUAUGUCACCCUCUUUGUCCAACUGCACAGGUAAAAAUAAGGUGAAACCACAACCACACCCCCCUUUGCCACUUACCGGAAGUCAAGAUGAUCUUAACAAACACGUUUUGGCUCCUGCACAUAGUUUUACAUAAGAAAUCGGACACAUUGGACGUUUAACUCCACUGUGCAGUGAAAUCCAGAUUCUCUUUUUGUAAUGUGAUAAUGUGAAGUAGUGCAAAGUUAAAACGCAACAACACGCUGCAAUUCACACAUUGAUUGUCGAGCUUGAAUAUUUUAUCACGUUUGCAGUCAGACACACCACCGAUAAAAUAUGCACAUCCUGUAUAUGUGAUUUCUUCUUUUUCUCUUUCAUUGACACGUCUAAUGCCGCCGUAUCGUAUACGCCGUACGAUCAAAGAAACAAACAAAGAGUCUUGGACGAACUCUCUAGCAAGACAAUCAAUUCGACAACUUUGAUAUCAGCAAAGCUCUGGUAAAACAUCACACAUAAAACCUUCCAAAUUUUGUUAUGUGGAUAAACUUUUUUUACCCAGUUUAUAGCAGCUAAGUAUAGAACGUCAUUAGCAUAUGAAAAUGUAAUCCAGAUUCAGAACCGAGUCCUUAAAGUCAUCAGGUGCUUUAUUACAAUAUUCAUGCUUCAUAUUGUAGUGAAUAUUGCAGCAUUCUUUAUGAUGGCGUCUACCUUUAAAGCCAAGACAAUAUAAGUGUAUCCGUGCAUGUUACCUAGGAUUGCUCAGAGUUUUGGUAAUUUCACGCCCGCAGGCAUCAGUCCAACGGAGGUGGCCUCAAAAACACUUCACAUAGGAGCUCGUAUGCACAUUAAUAGCAGCAGGCGACACAUCUUUACAAUGUUUUCUGCGUGUAGUAAUGUGCAUCGACGGUUUUUACGUUGGGAGACGAUGGCAUUUACGCAGGAGGGGUGUCAUUUCACAGUUCUUUCCUUCACUCGACGCCAAUGUUCCUUUUUAUAACGGAGUGGACGCUCUAUCCGCUGGACUGGACGGCUGUAAUUCAAUUCAGUUCAAAGAGGCUUUAUUGGCAUAAUUAUACUGAAGUACAUUAUAUAAGAUAAAACACUUAAAAGAUAUGAAGAAAUGAUGAAACAACAAUCACAUUGGGAUCCCUCAAAGUCUGCUAAAGACUAUAUAAGACUGUACUCUGCUGCUAGACUCUGGAUGUUCUUUCCAAACAGGAUCGGUGUUUUGUUUAUGUUGGUUAUGUUGUCACAUUCAGAGUGUUUGGUGAGAUAUUUUGUCCGGACAGGCUGAGAGUUAUGUUCAUUCUGUUAGAAAGUGCAGCUCUGUCUCGAAGAACUCCUCUUCAGGGAGCCAUGAUGGUCAGGCUGUACUCACUGAGUCUGUUUUUAGUCACGGUAGUUCUUUGUUUAGUGUCAGGUACUGUCCGGUGGAGGCUCCUCACCUUCUUUCCUUUCUAGUGUACCGACCUCCACGUGUUUCCGUCUUACCACCUGCAUCUCAUCAACCGGUUGACCCUUGCUGCGUAAAAACCACCCUGGGCACAACACCACUGGCUCCCCUCACCUUAGAAGACCAUUAAAUCUAUGACAGAUUUAAACAAUUUGAGCCAGAUUUGAAUCCAAAGUCAGGAACACUUUCACUAUCUCGUCCUCCCAGACAGCUUAAAUGUAAAGAAAUAGCAAAUACACAUUAAGGACAGGCUUUUAGCAUAACCAUUGUAUUGUUGCCAGUGGUGGAGUAUUCUGAACUUGUGAAAGUGUUAUCAUCAAAAUGUACUCCAAAGUAAAAGUACUUAUUAUGCAAAAUAAUGGUCCCUGUCUGUGUUGAACUAUUAGAUAUGAUGUUUUCAGCUGAAUAUUACUGAUGCAUUAAUAUGUAUGUUGCAUUUUACUGCUCCGGUUGAAAGGUUGUCCUCAUUUGAACUACUUUAUAUACUGCUGGAUGGUUUAAUCUGCAACAUCUAAUGCAUCAUGUUCCAUAAGAACAUUAUAUAUUUUUAGCUUUGCUGUUGACAAAGACGCACCUAUAAAAAGUCAACUUUUCAUGAGUUCAGAACAGCUGUGAAAAAUGUGUUUUCCAGCUAAACCAAGAGGGUUUUUUAAACAGUUUAGAGCUUAGGAAGUUGGAGAGAAACAUUUAAUCCUUCGGUUUAUCAGUAAAAUCAUUAUUUAAAAUCACUAUAUUUGGUGAAACAUGAAUUGACUGGACUGGAAUUGAAUUCUAAAAAGUAACUAAACCCUUCAGACAAAAAAAAAGAAGAAGUAUAGGACCAAAUGUAGCAGUAGUAGAAGUUAAAUUCCACCUCUGAUUGUUGUGGUACAAGAAAAAGGUUUGAGCAAAUUUCUUUGAAGAUAAGAGGAACUCGAAUCAUUUGUUAGAAACACUUACACUGGAAGAGAAAGACGCUUUUGUCUCUCGUGAUAAAAAACAAUCAAAGAGCUCCCCGGUGUUUUUCAUUUCUCACAGAGAAUGGCGCAAAUUUGACAAGAGAAUUUGUUGCAGUUAAAAGUUAAAAGUUCAAGAAGAGAAAUGAGAGCGUCAGGGGAACACUCGCUUUAGUAUGCUCCCACUUUUUUUCAACAGUUACUUGACAACUUGUCAAACUUGACACCCUCAAGUCUUCUUCCAUCUGGCAUGUGUGUUUUUUAUUGUUG
Messenger RNA from Larimichthys crocea (large yellow croaker), 9442 nucleotides. It is a transcript of the gene lamc3, whose product is annotated as laminin, gamma 3. Lineage: Eukaryota; Metazoa; Chordata; Actinopteri; Sciaenidae. The record is from RefSeq and is a predicted model, not a curated record. Gene Ontology annotation, cellular component: basement membrane. The coding region runs from base 238 to 5139 and encodes 1633 amino acids. Gene Ontology annotation, biological process: tissue development; animal organ morphogenesis; axon guidance. The transcript is spliced from 28 exons.